Messenger RNA from Acaulospora morrowiae, 138 nucleotides. Lineage: Eukaryota; Fungi; Glomeromycota; Glomeromycetes; Diversisporales; Acaulosporaceae. The record is from the annotation of a GenBank genome assembly.
AUGCAUAGGGUAACUUACUUAGGGUUAGCUGCUCACGGAUUGGCUUUCUUCAGACUGUUUGUUCCUGCUGGCACUCCUCUGGCUUUAGUUCCACUUUUAUUACAAAUUGUGAGUUCACGAAUUUUUUCAUCGAAAUGA